This is a messenger RNA of Calliphora vicina (urban bluebottle blowfly), 1037 nucleotides long. RefSeq names its product fibrinogen-like protein 1. NCBI's taxonomy places the organism in Eukaryota, Metazoa, Arthropoda, Insecta, Diptera, Calliphoridae. Bases 16 to 813 code for a protein of 265 amino acids. The record is from RefSeq and is a predicted model, not a curated record. The transcript has 2 exons.
GUCUGCCGCAUCAAAAUGCAAUUUGAAAUUUAUGUUGUAGCUAUAUGUUUAUUACUGUUUUUUCAACUAAUAAAAACGGAGGAUCACAGUAGCGAGGAAACUACCAAUGAUUUGGUUAAUAAAGUGGAUUCUAUUAAAAGCCAGCUAAAUAAUAUUAAGGCCCAGGUAACGGACAAAUAUGAAAAUCAAAAAUUACUCUGGCAAUUGGAGGCAUUUCAAAACUGGUACGGCAACGAGGAGAGAGCCAAAUGCUCAACAGAUCUUUCUUAUAUUUUUGAUGGUUGGACUCCAGUACAAAGACGUUUAGAUGGUUCAGAGAAUUUCUAUCGCAAUUGGUCCGACUAUCAACAGGGUUUUGGUGAUAAACAUAAGGAAUUCUUUAUGGGUUUGGAGAACUUACAUCAACUAACCAAAAACAAGGGGCCCCAGGAACUCCUGAUCAUAUUGGGUGAUCAUAAUAAACAAAUAGCUUAUGCUAAAUAUGAUAAUUUUGUUGUGGGCUCGUCGGAGGAAUUGUAUGAGCUUAAAGAAUUGGGUACGUAUUCAGGCACCGCAGGAGAUGCUUUAAGCGAGCAGGUGGGAAAGAAAUUCACCACUUUGGAUCGGGAUAAUGACAAUUCUAAGUUGCAUAAUUGUGCCAAAUUGUGGCACGGGGCCUGGUGGUUUGGUUAUUGUCAUCAGAGUCAUCUUAAUGGUCCUUAUCUGGAGCAACCAGUUUCUGAGAAGGGUGAAAAAGGCAUAGUUUGGGAUCUUUGGCAUGGCAUGAACUAUUCUUUGAAAUUUGUUUUAAUGAUGGUGCGUUCGAAAGCCUAAAAUAUUUAUUGGAAGCUGUGAAAUGAAACUAAAAAAAUAUAAUAAAUAAAGGUUUAUAAUUUGGAAACUAAAAAGUACUUUUUCUUUUUAAUAUUAAGAAAAUAAGCUAGAUACAAAAAUUCCUCUUUUGGAAGUGAAAAAAAACUUUUUAAAAAUAGUAGUAGAAAAAGUACUUUUUCUAAAAAUGCAGUAAAACUAAUAUUCUCUUAAAAAAUAAAUAAAAA